AUGCAAAGGACAGUCGUUACCAUCAACAGCAAUGGCCGCCAAUCGGCGAGCUUCAUUCGCGUCGCUGCCGCACUAGGAUGGCAGGUACGGGCCCAGAUGCGAGACUUGAACGGCAUAGUUGCCCGAGAGCUGUCUGAACUCGACAAUGUUACCGUCUUCAUCGGAGCCCUCGAAGACAAAAAAUUUCUCGAUGAUCUAUUCAGAAGCGCUCAGUGCGCUUUCAUCAACACCACGCACUGGGGCGACGAGGUUGCGAUUGGUCGAGCACUAGCCGAUGCCGCAAAAAAAGCCGGAAUCCAGCACUACAUCUACUCGAGCAUGCCCGACCACUCCGUAUUUGGCCAAGGCUGGAAGGCACUACCAAUGUGGGCUCCAAAAUUCACCGUCGAGCAAUAUGUUCGCCAGAUUGGCCUGCCGGCCACCUUUGUCUAUUGCGGCGCAUACCACAACAACUUUACCGGCCUCGAUUUCCCCCUGUUUCGCAUGGAACAUCAGUAUGACGGCAGCUUUGUCUGGCAGGCCCCAUUUCACCCAGAUCAGCCACUCCCGUGGCUAGAUUCAGAGCACGAUGUUGGUCCAGCUAUAUUCCAACUAUUUAAGGAAGGUCCACGUAAGUGGAACGGCAAGCGGAUACCACUGGCGUUUGCAUCCAUGACCCCAAGACAAGUCUGCAAGGCUUUUAGUGUCGGCCUCAAGAGACCAGUUCGCUACAAGCGGGGCCCCAUAAUGAUCAACGUUCCCACACCCGCAGGCUACCGGGAGCAUCUCGCCGCACUCGAGUACACCCUAGGCGAGAAGGGCGCACCUUACUUUGGACCCGAUCUCGAGCCGGACGUCCCCGCUGUCGCCUUGUCGCUGUGGGAAGGAAACCGUUCCAUGGAGGAGUACGCCCAAGAGGUUUUCCCAGUGGAAGAAGCGGCCAAUGGUCUUACUUGGAUGGAAGAGGUAGAGACGCCUAGGAGAGAGAUUGAGAUCGACUUUGAACAGAUCAAUUGCUGA
Messenger RNA from Bipolaris sorokiniana ND90Pr, 999 nucleotides. RefSeq lists its product as uncharacterized. The record is from RefSeq and is a predicted model, not a curated record. Bases 1 to 999 code for a protein of 332 amino acids. The transcript has 2 exons. Lineage: Eukaryota; Fungi; Ascomycota; Dothideomycetes; Pleosporales; Pleosporaceae.